This is a messenger RNA of Amoebophrya sp. A120, 1986 nucleotides long. The record is from the annotation of a GenBank genome assembly. NCBI's taxonomy places the organism in Eukaryota, Dinophyceae, Syndiniales, Amoebophryaceae.
AUGAUGGUCCGCGGUCACGCUCAUGCAACCGGCGCCGGCACGCGCGUUGUCACAGUGCUGGCUCUCGCCGGCGCAUGUCUUUUUGGACCCAUUUUUCCGGUGCUCGCUGAGCCUUCCCCUUGUCAACAAACCGUAGCCUGGCACCUGCAGUACAAUAACCAUCCGCCUACUCGUAUGCUGGAGGAGGUGGCAGCGCAGGAAUCGCCGCAGUGCAAAGAGUACAAGUACCGCCAAAUCACGAAAGGCGCCGAGGACAAGGAAGUCAAACGUGAUACCCCUGUGCCGUCGAUGCCGCCGCGCUUUUUUGGUGUGCCCAACAGCCAUGGAGGCUGGUUUCACAAAACCACUUCUCCAGCACGUGGAGUGGAAAUACCCGGCCGCACUCCUCCGAAUGGAGAACCUGGGGCCUUGGGAAAGAACGACUUCGGGCAUUUGCAGUUUGCGUUCUGCAGCAGCACGGACGACGCCAAGCCAUGCAACCAGGAUGCCACGGGGGCAAGGUCCAGCGGUACGGACACCCCGCUGCACCAAGUUGCGGCAGCUAUCUUUCGCGAAGUGCAUCGCGAUCGCGAUCCGAUGGAGCAGAGAAGCCACAACUACCAACACCGGCGGGUUGCGGUCUGGACCAAAUCCAGCCCGAAAACCGCUGCGAGUGGUUUGCGGACGGCCGUGGCCGGUGCGGUCAAGGGGGAAACCCACAAGGAGCUGGAGAUUCCCUCUUUGAAACCUUUCACCAGCCAGCUGUGCAGCGGCAGGCUGAACUGGACGCAACUCGCGGCCUCCGACCGUACCUACCAGCGCCGCCUCGUCUUCAAGCGGCACGCCGACGCGAUCCGGUUCUACACCGAACUGCAACUGUUCCAGUUGUUCACGGAUUUUCGCAUCUCGCCCCAAGCCGCGGAGAUGGCCGGACUACUGACGCAGCUCCCACCGUCAGAAAUUGGACAAUUCUCUGAGAAGUGCAAGAAGUUGACGGAGGUUUUUGAGGGCGUUCGCGCCCAGGUGGAGUACGACGUGGUCACUUUGGAGCAGGACCCGAUCCUAAACCAGAAGGGCGCACCCCACCGCCGGGACCCGCAGCGGCAGCACGAACCGGCCGGGGUGCCGCAGGUGCUGGCGGCGAUCGGGGAGAACUUGGAGGAAGAAUUGCGAGCGUUUGCGGCGGCCGAUAAGAGCACCAGGUCGGAGGUCCGGCGGCCCAAAAAUCACGACAUCUUCGCGACGCUGCAACGGGCCGCGCACGAGCUGUUCGGAGAGCAAACAAGAUCUGCCACCAGCCCCUCAGCCGGUGGAGCUGCGGCGCCAGCAGCAGCAACCGGAGGUCUUCCCGCUGGUGAAGCAGCAGCAGCUACCUUUUCGAAGUCGCAUCAGGGGAAGAUUGCGGAGCGCCGCGCCAAGUCGCAGGAGCGGGACCGCGUUCGCGCGGCGCGCGAGCGUGGGAGCGCCAUGCGGGAGAAAAUUGCAGAGCUGCUUUUCGGCGCGUCGGACCGGUUGCAGAUUUCUUUGCUCGAUAUGUGGCCGAGUGAUGUAUCAAGUUGAAAAGUGCCCCCCCGCCCCCGGAUGUUUCAAAGGUUUUUGUUGCAGCCUCAGCUGAAGGUUUAGCUCAUCAAAUCUAUUCCUGCUUCGGAUUCUGAGAGCGCAAUAAUAAAGCAGGAGCUCCCACAUGACAAGUGCCCUUCGUUUUGCAACACAGAGCUUCGCUUCUCUCAAUCAAAAAUCUGUCAUGCUACUAAGUACUGACAUACGAUACAACUUGCUACAGUGCGGAAAAUCUUUCCACGUGGGAACUGUAGCUGCAGCACAAGCUGCGAUUUAAGUUCUGGUAGCGCCGUCGGUUUAGCGCACAGCGCAAACGCUCUCACGUAGUUCUGGGGUAGGGCGGUGCUUUUCACUUUGAUACCAUGAGGAAAUGAAAGAGGUCCUCGCGUCGGUGACGGACAAAAAAUCGUUCAUCAAGGGAUACUUAAAGGGCUGGGAGCACGCGGG